CUUCUCAGCUGCUUUUUCCUAGGGGUGCAACACUGAAGGUGCUGUAGUUUCACUUGCAGGAUUUGCCCUCUGCAGAUAUCCAUUGUGAUCGCUUCACAUGCUGCCUUUGCUGAACUGUGCCAUGCAGAGCAAUCCAAGCUCCACACACAAUGCCACCCAGCAGACUCGAGCGGUGGCCAAUAACUUUGAGGCCCUAGGACGCCACCUGCAGCUUGACUCAGAGGACAGCCGGGACGCUGAGGACCCGGGAGAUUACUGUUAUGGUGGGUACCAUCCUGUUCAGAUAGGCGACACCUUAAACAAAAGAUACCAGGUGCUUUCCAAGCUCGGCUGGGGCUAUUACUCCACUGUGUGGCUGUGUCUGGACCUCAGGCUCGGAAGGCGCGUUGCUGUGAAGGUGCUCAAGAGCGGCGCUGACUUUACCCAGUCAGGACAGGACGAACUCGCUCUUCUACGCUGCGCUAGCGUUCCUACAAGCAGGCAUCCAUCCAGUCGAAGGAUUGUUCAGCUGCUGGAUGAGUUCAAGCUGUCGGGGGUCAACGGGGUUCACAUGUGCCUGGUGCUGGAGCUGAUGGGGUCCGAUCUGAGAAGCUGGCAACUGUGUUUUGGGAGUCCUGGAAUGAUGCAGCCUUUAGUUAAACAAAUACUCACUCAGGUCCUUGAAGGUGUGGACUACCUCCACACUUGGUGUAAAAUCAUCCACACAGAUGUCAAGCCUGAGAACAUCCUGCUGUGUCUGGAGGAGCAGUCCUACAAAGUGCCAGCAGGACACAACAGUUGCUCUUCUGUACUGACUGGGAAAGAGGCCCACUCGACAGAAAAAGAGCAUUUGAAGCCAUGUAGUGUGAAGGACAUUAGAGUGAAGAUUGCUGAUCUGGGCAGCUCCUGCUGGGUGUACAAACAUUUCUGUGAGGAGAUUCAGACCCGUCAGUAUCGCUCACUGGAGGUUUUACUGGGAUCUGAGUACGGUCCUCCUGCUGACAUCUGGAGUGUUGCUUGCAUGGCCUUUGAGUUGGUCACUGGAGACUCCUUAUUUGAACCCAAAGCCAGCAAGUCCAUUUCCGUGGGGGAAGGUAGGUUUGGUUCCGUUGGGCUGACGCUAAAUGUUAAAAAUGCUAAUGUGGGUCCAUUUUCUCCAUCUGCCUCAGACCAUAUAGCUCAGAUCAUAGAGCUGCUUGGUAAAAUCCCACCAGCUGUUUCAAUGUCGGGUAAAUACUCUGCAGAGUACUUCAACCGCAGAGGUGACCUCCGUCACUUUGGCCCGCUGAGGCUCUGGAGCCUUUUUGACGUUCUACUGGAGAAAUAUCACUUCCUGUUGGAGGAGGCAACCGCAUUCUCAGACUUCCUUCUUCCCAUGUUGGAGUACAAUCCAGAGAGGAGAGCCACUGCGGUACAGUGCCUCCUCCACCCUUGGCUAACCUGCUGAUAUCCUCUCAAAGGACGCCACAUGCAUUGCCCCCCAUCGGACGUCCUGGCGGACCAGACGCUGUCACCUAGCUAAUCCCUUUUAUUUGUGAAUUCCUUUAGAAAGUGGAGUAGGAUGCUCUUCCCCAUAGGACCCCCAUCUAAGCUGCUAAUGCGUUAUACAUAUAUAGUUUUUUCUCUAGUGUAUCAACUAUAAGUCUGAGUGACAGAUUAUUGAGUCCCAUAAGUGGCUCCAGAGAGUGAUUGUCAAUUGUUUCCCGCCAAACUGACCAUGCUUGCCACUGAGAACUCGUCAUUUUGAAGAACUAUUAUUUAGUGCAAUUAAAUGUGAGAACUUCAAAUUAUUUCUAAAAAGUUAGUAAUUUCAUAAUUAUUCAUAUUGUAUGCACUCUAGAAAUACAUUUGGUAAUCUUGAGAAACCAGCAUGAGUGCAGUAGGUAGAAAAGACAAAGAACUAAAAACUCACACAUUGCCAACUCUUUUCCAAAGCUCGACCUUUCAGGCCUUCUCAAAAGCCCCCCCGCCCCCCGCCUCAGCACCCAGCACCCCGCCCUAGCCCCCCUCUGAACAAUAUACCACUCAUGAAACACUUGAGAUUGAGACAUCACCAUAAUCUGAUAAGAAACGCUUUAUAUCAAACUGCUUUUAUCGGAAAUAUAUUGUCACUUUGUAUUCCAUAGGGUACACAUUCAAACCUGUUCCUGUGAAACAGACACCACUUAAUCAGAUAGACCGCUCCCACGGGGGGACAUUUACAUUACAUUAUUGUUCUGAUUAAUAUAUUUAAAGUUGAAAGAAAGGGAAUAUUCUAUAAAAGCAAUGAGUCAAAUGACUAUGUGAAGUGUGAUAAUGUAGAACUUAUUUACAAUUACAAUCAUUACUUAUUUAGGACCUAAUGGCGCUAAAGAAAUGUGAGGUUUGGAAUUGGACAAAUAACCAGACACAAUUAGCAUUUGUUUUGAGUGCUGCGAGUAAUCGGGCAACAGUAAGAAAAAAGGUUUGUUAUAUAAUCUUUAUAAAGGACAUUUAUUUCACAGUUUUAGACAGUUCUUCUGUUCCCCAAGUGAUAAUAAAAUGAAAUGAUAUGCAAAAGAUAGCUUAAACACGUAUCAGUGGGCAAAACGCAUUCUAUUUUUGAAGCUUUGGUCGAUUGGACUAAAAAAAACUAAACAAAGUAUAGAGUAAAUAUACUUUGGCCUUGAUAAAGUAUUGACUAUUUUGCUACUUUUUGUUUUGUUUUUUGGACCAAUGCGGAUUUUAACAAGCAUUCAUACAGAGUUCAGAUUAAGGAACAAUAGAUCUUUCUAUACUAUAACAGUUCUUUUCCUUCCAUUGCUGUAUUGUUCCAAAAACACCACUUGGAGGACAAAACUGCAAAAACAUUGUAAAAAAAAAAGAGUUAAUUUCACCCUGCCUCCCAUUCUCUUCGGUUCCAGUAGGAACCUAAGCGUCAAAGUUUGAUUUGACUUGUCCUCAUUAAAACAUAAUACAU
Molecule: messenger RNA, 2917 nt
Organism: Pungitius pungitius (ninespine stickleback)
Lineage: Eukaryota; Metazoa; Chordata; Actinopteri; Perciformes; Gasterosteidae
Product: SRSF protein kinase 3
Exons: 11
Coding region: 98-1426 (442 amino acids)
Biological process (GO): regulation of mRNA processing; intracellular signal transduction; peptidyl-serine phosphorylation
Cellular component (GO): nucleus; cytoplasm
Molecular function (GO): ATP binding; protein serine/threonine kinase activity
Source: RefSeq, a predicted model, not a curated record